Mus pahari (shrew mouse) is the source of this 195-nucleotide messenger RNA. RefSeq names its product keratin-associated protein 20-2-like. The coding region runs from base 1 to 195 and encodes 64 amino acids. The transcript has 2 exons. The record is from RefSeq and is a predicted model, not a curated record. NCBI's taxonomy places the organism in Eukaryota, Metazoa, Chordata, Mammalia, Rodentia, Muridae.
AUGUGUUACUAUGAUGGAUACUACGGAGGCCUGGGCUAUGGCUAUGGAAGCCUAGGCUAUGGCUGUGGCUAUGGCUAUGGUUGUGGCUAUGGAUGUGGCUAUGGUUGUGGCUAUGGCUGUGGCUAUGGUGGCUAUGGAUAUGGCUGCUGCCGUCCACUCUGCUAUAGAAGCUACUGCUCCUAUGGCUUCUACUAA